This is a messenger RNA of Lodderomyces oxycetoniae, 1137 nucleotides long. RefSeq names its product fatty acid alpha-hydroxylase (gene SCS7). Gene Ontology annotation, biological process: fatty acid metabolic process; lipid biosynthetic process. Bases 1 to 1137 code for a protein of 378 amino acids. The transcript has a single exon. Gene Ontology annotation, molecular function: fatty acid 2-hydroxylase activity; heme binding; iron ion binding. The record is from RefSeq and is a predicted model, not a curated record. NCBI's taxonomy places the organism in Eukaryota, Fungi, Ascomycota, Pichiomycetes, Serinales, Debaryomycetaceae. Gene Ontology annotation, cellular component: membrane; endoplasmic reticulum.
AUGUCACGAAGUUUACCCUUGAUAUCGGCAGCAGAAGUUGCUAAACAUAACCAAAAAACCGACUGUUGGGUGACAUUGUAUCAAAGAAAAAUCUAUAAUGUUACCGGCUUUCUCGAUGAGCACCCUGGUGGCGGAGAUUUGAUAUUGCAGUACGCAGGUAAAGAUGUAACCGAGAUCAUGGCUGAUUCCGCAAGUCAUAAGCAUUCAGAAAGUGCUUAUGAAAUGUUGGACGAUGGUAUGCUUGUUGGAUACAUGGCCACGGAGGUUGAGGAGCGAGAAUUGAUAAAUAACAAGAAUAAAACCUUGGUUGAAGUCAAGUUGAAUUAUCCCAACGAAACAGAGUAUGACAUGUACGAAUUUCACGAGAAUUUACCUACAUUGGAUAAAUUAUGGAUUCAAACUGAUUUCUCCAAGGAUGCCACAGUGCACAAGUUUUUGGAUUUAAACAAACCUUUGCUCAUGCAACUAUUGAAAAGUAACUUUACAAAGGAUUUUUACUUGGAUCAAGUUCAUAGACCAAGACACUAUGGUAAAGGCUCAGCACCAUUAUUUGGUAACUUUUUGGAACCUAUUUCAUUAACUCCUUGGUGGGUCGUUCCUUUGGUUUGGAUUCCUCCAAAUUUUUAUUUGUUCUAUAUCGGAUUCACGAACCAACAUCCAGUUGUUGCUUUGAGCCUUUGGGCUAUGGGAUUAUUUGUUUGGACACUUGUGGAAUACUGCUUGCACAGGUUUCUUUUCCAUGUCGAUAAACAUUUACCUGAUCAUCCUUAUUUCUUUUGUGUGCACUUUUUGUUACAUGGAAUUCACCAUUAUUUACCUAUGGAUGGUUAUAGGUUAGUUUUACCCCCUACCUUGUUUGUCGUAUUGGCAUUCCCAUUCUACAAAUUGAUUUUCAAGUUGUUUCCAUUUUAUAUGGCUUGUUCAGGAUUUGCUGGUGGUACUUUGGGUUACAUCAUAUAUGACGUUACUCAUUAUGUCUUGCAUCAUUCUAGGUUACCAAAAUUUUAUCAGAGUUUGAAAACCUAUCAUUUAGAACAUCACUACAAGAAUUACGAAAUGGGUUUUGGUGUCAGUUCGAGGUUUUGGGAUGUAAUCUUCAACACAGAGAUUGAGACUACUUACGAAAAGGGAAACUAA